Salvelinus namaycush (lake trout) is the source of this 903-nucleotide messenger RNA. Its product is annotated as potassium channel subfamily K member 15-like. The record is from RefSeq and is a predicted model, not a curated record. The transcript is spliced from 3 exons. Gene Ontology annotation, biological process: stabilization of membrane potential; potassium ion transmembrane transport. Bases 1 to 903 code for a protein of 300 amino acids. Lineage: Eukaryota; Metazoa; Chordata; Actinopteri; Salmoniformes; Salmonidae. Gene Ontology annotation, molecular function: potassium ion leak channel activity. Gene Ontology annotation, cellular component: membrane.
AUGAAGGCGCAGAACAUUCGGACCCUUUCUCUCAUCCUGUGUAUGCUAUCCUACCUGCUUGUGGGAGCCGCGGUGUUCGACGCCCUCGAAUCAGAGACCGAGAACUCGAGGAAGAAGAUCCUGGAACAGAAACGCAAUGAGCUGAAGAAGAAGUACGGAUUUACCGAUGACGACUACCGGGAGAUCGAGAGAGUGGUUCUACAGUCGGAGCCCCAUCGCGCGGGGAGACAGUGGAAAUUCGCGGGAUCCUUUUACUUUGCUAUCACCGUCAUCACAACGAUAGGUUAUGGUCAUGCUGCUCCAAGCACUGAUGCUGGAAAGGUAUUCUGCAUGUUCUAUGCAGUUCUGGGUAUCCCUCUGACACUGGUCAUGUUCCAGAGCAUGGGGGAAAGGAUCAACACGUUUGUCCGCUACCUCCUCUGCAGGCUCAAGCAAUGCAUGGGCUUACGGAAGACUGAUGUGUCCAUGGGGAACAUGGUGCUGGUGGGCCUCCUGUCCUGCAUGAGCACCCUCUGUGUCGGGGCAGCAGCCUUCUCCCACUUUGAGGGCUGGACCUUCUUCCAUGCCAUGGAGGGAGGCACCAGUCGUACCAAUCUCAUCCCCUCUCCAUCUGAGGAGCGUAGAGAGACCCCUGGGGUCAGGGACCCUGCUAAGCAUCCUGAGUCCCGCAUCAGCGCCCUCUGCUCCUGUAUGUGCUUCAGGCUGGUUGCCUGUGACAGCCCCUCUCCGGCCCACUGUGAGCACUCAGGCUGCCACAGCAACCCUGUCUUCUACAACUCCAUCUCCUACAGGGUGGAUGGAGCCUCCUGCAGCUCCAGGGGCACCUCAACCCAGUCCUUCCCCAGCAGCGAUGCCCUUUUCCUGGGGAUGAGCAGCCCUCACACACGGAGGAAGUCAGUAUAG